CCGAAGCAGCUCCAGGCAGAGCAGAGCUGAACAGAGGCGGCGGCGCCACAUAUCGUUAAAUUACCACAACUAUUUAUAGCUAGCCGAAGGCUGCUGAUUGUUUUGAAGCUAAUAACGAACGCCAGAGUCGAAACUUUGAUAUCGGAGUCGCCGAAAAACAGAAAAAUUACGCGGGUAGAUGAUGCACAAGAUGCCUGGUCAACUUGACAACUUGAAGCCCAGAAAGAGGAAGAGCAGCUCUGAGGUUAAAGGCUCCAAAAAGGCGUCUGCUACCAGGAAGAGAUGUAUGAAAGGUUUAAAGACGCACUCAGCGGCAGAGAGCAGCUCAGGAGUCAACGGUUACAGCAGAGCAGCCGGUCCUGCGGAGAGACGCUCACAGAUCAGCUGUGAAUGCCACCAGUCUGCAGGUAGGAGGAGAUGCUCGGCAUCACCGGAGCUCGAGGGACAGGAGGGCAAAGAGAACGAGCUGAGGACGGGGCUGGAUUUGGACGGCUGCAGAGUGAAUGGCAUGCAGGACAAACAGGAGCGUGAGGAGAUGGAUUAUGAAGAGACCAGCAAAAACAUCUUCCCAGAUGACGACAGCAACCAGAUCCUUCCUGUAGAGCAGUUCUUUGGAAACUUAGACGCCGUACAGGACUUUCCUCAAAGAUCGUCAGCGACGUCUACCCGCGUCCAGAGGGAGAACAGGAGGCGACAUUACUACGCACGAGAGGACAGCGACGAAGAGGAGGCGGGCUUCAGCAGUAUGCAGCAGGACGACAGAGGAGGCACUUAGUGAUGAGUAACUGCUUUGAUGACUGUGGUGGACUCAAAGUGAUGUCUGAGGAAGGACAUAAAACCUCUCAGCACUUAGGAAAAGGCAGCCAAACGAAACCACAGCAUUCAGUCAGUCCUCGUUACAUUAUGUGGAUGUAUCCUCCCUGAACCUGCUUCCAGUUCCUCAUCAUGCACUGAGGUGAUUCGUAACAACUAAAGAAAAAAAAAAGUUGAGCAUUGUAGAACUUGUUCAAGUUCACCACUGGUAAUUUUGACUUUUUUAACAGUUAGAAAGCAAGUUUUUGAUGGUAAACUUUGGACCUAAAUUUAUGACCUCAGACUUGACACAGACCGUCUACAUCCACAAAAAUGCCAAAUUGUUUGCUACCAAUAACAUUUAGGCUGAUAUCUGAAUAUUUUAUUUGAAAGUUUUUCUUUUAACAUAGCUACACUAAUGGGGUUCAUUUAGGCACCUGUGGGGAAUGAGUAGAGUAGUACAAUUAUUUAUUGCUAAAUUUAUGCUCACACCAUCCCUGGUUCAGCUGCAAGUCUAAACUGGAGCAUGUGUUGACAGCACUUUACUUUGUAGACAAAUCGGUUCAUAAUUUGAGUGCAAGUUUUCAGUUUGAGCUUAACCCUCGAGAAAUUCGAAAAAACAAACAAACUUUAAAACUCUUUAUUUUAGAUAUAAAAUGUCAAAAACAAAAGUCACAUGUUGAUAAAGGCAAAGGCAGCAGAAGACAAUAUUUCACAUUCUGGUAACAGACCGGACUGUUUCAAAAUGAGAUAUCAUAAAUUCAGUCUUUGACAUGAAUGUUAUUUCAGUAGUUUUCUGCAUAAGAGUCAUUGUUCACUAAGUGUCUAAUAUUCUUCCUCAAUUCAUCUUUGUGUGCUCAGUUUUUGGCAGCUUCUUAACAUAAUAUACAUUUGUCUAUAUAUAUAUAUAUAUAUAUAUAUACACAUAUCAAUGCAGCUAAUAAUUUUCCCUAAUGCAGCUCCUGUUCAUAUUUGAAAAAAAUGACAAAAUUUCAUAUGAAAAAAAUUCAUUAUUAUAAAAGACAUGAACUAAAAACGUUGAGGUUUCUUAUCCAAGUCAUCAGUGUGUAAGUAAACUGAGGAUAACUCAAACCCGACUUUGAAAACGUUCUCUAACCAUCAAAAUUAGUUUCAGAGUAAUUGAAUUUGAAUUGUCUAUCAGAAUUUUGUAUAUAGCUGAUUAUGAUCAUCCAAGCAAAUGUUUUAUAUAUUUUUACUGCCUUAUUUAUACAAAAUGCUUUUCAUAUUCUUCUAUGCAACUAUCCGACUGAGUGAAUGCCUUGUACAGUAAGCAGACAUCGUAAUCACUUCAUGCAUUUUACAUCACAGUGCCAACGUAAAGAACAAAUAAAUGUUUUUCAUAAUUUCA
This is a messenger RNA of Toxotes jaculatrix (banded archerfish), 2161 nucleotides long. It is a transcript of the gene c2h1orf174, whose product is annotated as chromosome 2 C1orf174 homolog. The coding region runs from base 179 to 775 and encodes 198 amino acids. The transcript is spliced from 4 exons. The record is from RefSeq and is a predicted model, not a curated record. Lineage: Eukaryota; Metazoa; Chordata; Actinopteri; Toxotidae.